UCGAAACAAAAUUAACCAAGAGAAAUAAAACAAGGUUGCAUCAUCAUAAACUUUGAAAUUGAAAUGAGCAACGGUCCCGGUAUCUACCAUGGUAUUGGCAAGAAAGCCAGAGAUCUUCUGUACAAGGAUUAUUUUCAGCAACCACCAAUUCACUUUCACUACCAAAUCCUGGACUGGAGCUUUAAUUUGUCCUGUCAAAUUAAUGAGAUUGUGCCUGGACUUGGGACAGAUUUUAGAUUUUUCAUACCUUAUCAAAGGUCUAACAAGGUGGAACUGAGAUACUUACAUGACUAUGUCGGGGUUACUGCAGGCAUCAGUUUGGCAACAAGACCUAUACUAGAUUUCUCAGGCGUGGUCGGUAGCAGCUUUUUCUCCAUUGGAACAGAACUCGCAUUUGAUAGCGCAACAGCAACUUUGGCCAAAUGCAAUGCUGGUUUUACCUUGAACAGUCCCAUCCUCAUUGCUUCCUUGAGCUUGAAUGACAAAGCUGAUACUCUGCGUGCUUCUUGUUAUCGCUCACUGAAUCCUCUUACCAGCACUGCUGUUGCAGCCGAGCUAACUCACAGAUUCUUCAGCAAUGAGACAGUACUUAGUUUGGGCACCCAGUAUGCUUUGCUUCCCAUUACAACGGUGAAAGCUCGACUGACCACUAACUUCAAGGUAGGUGCCCUUAUACAGCAGCAGUUAUGGUCACCACUUCUCUUAACUAUAGCUGGAGAGGUGGACUUCAAGGCUGUAACUAAUAAGGCUAAGCUAGGGCUGUCUUUGGCUAUUAGACCCUAGAAGAUCAAGCAACCCUAGAAGAUCAAGCAACUUUGUUUUUCUUUUUCUUUCUUAUAUACCAUGGGGGUAAAACAUAUAAUUGUUGGAAGAACAAUAUUGCAUGAGCCCAGUUUCUUCCACUUUCUACAAGGGAAUGACCCUUCUUUCCCCAUUCUACCAUAUCAUAAGAGUGCAAAGUUAUGACCCUUUUAGUACGUUAUAUAUAUAUAUAUAUAUAUGAAAGCUAGAAAAUGUUUACCUAUCAGGAAAGCAGAUAAUAAGAUGUUGGGCUCAAUUGGUGCUAUAUAUAAUGAGAUGUUUUAUUUGGAGAAUCUCAUGGAGAAGGACCAAAAAAACAUUCCUUUU
Molecule: messenger RNA, 1128 nt
Organism: Cornus florida
Lineage: Eukaryota; Viridiplantae; Streptophyta; Magnoliopsida; Cornales; Cornaceae
Product: mitochondrial outer membrane protein porin of 36 kDa-like
Exons: 5
Coding region: 64-783 (239 amino acids)
Biological process (GO): monoatomic anion transmembrane transport
Cellular component (GO): mitochondrial outer membrane
Molecular function (GO): voltage-gated monoatomic anion channel activity
Source: RefSeq, a predicted model, not a curated record